Messenger RNA from Orcinus orca (killer whale), 1408 nucleotides. It is a transcript of the gene ADISSP, whose product is annotated as adipose secreted signaling protein. The transcript has 6 exons. NCBI's taxonomy places the organism in Eukaryota, Metazoa, Chordata, Mammalia, Artiodactyla, Delphinidae. The record is from RefSeq and is a predicted model, not a curated record. The coding region runs from base 188 to 841 and encodes 217 amino acids.
GCGGCGCGGGGCUCUCUCCUCUGGUUCUGCGCUGAGACCCCGCUGCUGCCGCCGCCGCCACGGCUGCCGCCACCGCCACAGCUGCCGCCGCCGCUGUCGCGGUCGUCCCUGCCCUUCCUGGCUUCGGGGUGCUCCCCGCACGCCACAGGCCCAUUGGUGACCCUGACCCCUGCCCUCCCCACUCCCCAUGCAUCAGGCUUCUGCUGGUGUCCCUGGAGCAUGGGAAGCUGCUGAGCUUGACCAGUGGUGUCUGGCAGGAGCUGCGUGUCUCACCCUGUGGCAGGGAGGGCAUCCAUGGCUGCAGCCAACAAAGCCCUCUCCCACUCUCUUCGUAGGCAAUAAGCCCAGAGUCCGGAGUAUCCGCUUUGCGACAGGCCAUGAUGCAGAAGGCUCCCAGAGCCAUGUCCACUUUGAUGAGAAGCUGCAUGACUCUGUGGUCAUGGUCACCCAAGAGAGCGACAGCAGCUUUCUGGUCAAGGUUGGCUUCCUGAAGAUCCUGCACAGGUAUGAGAUUACCUUCACUCUGCCCCCAGUGCGCAGGCUGAGCAAGGAGGUCCGAGAGGCACCUGUCCCCAGCCUGUACCUCAAGCUCCUCAGCGUCAUGCCCAUCCCAGAAGGUUACAGCAUCAAGUGUGAGUACUCAGCACACAAGGAGGGCGUUCUCAAGGAGGAGAUGCUGCUAGCCUGCGAAGGUGGCACCGGCACCUGCGUGCGCGUGAUGGUGCAGGCGCGCGUCAUGGACCGACACCACGGCACACCCAUGCUGCUAGAUGGUGUCAAGUGCGUGGGUGCUGAGCUAGAAUACGACUCAGAGCACAGUGACUGGCACGGCUUCGACUGAGGCCCUCGCCCCCACCUGCCUCGGGGCCUCUCAGCCUUAAACCCCACCUCGUCUCCUCAAAUGCUGCGUGAUGGUGUGGCUUCCUCACCCUUCCCAGGGAUGGGCAUGGAGGUGGAGGGUCCAAGGGCCUCCAAGCUGGAGCCUCGCCCACACCUCUCACCUCAUUUGUGCCACCUCCCUGCCUCUCCAGCAUCCUCCUCUCCCACUUCCUCCUCUCUGUGUGCCUCAGUCUCCUGCUGGAAGAAAUGGGCUGAGCCCCCAAGGAGGCUCUCUGAGGAGGGAUGGAGAGGGCCUGGGGUGGGUUCUACCCACCCCCCUACCCCAAGCCAUAGGGGCUGUAGCCAGGGCCUAGGAGAGGAGGGAGCUGGCUCUGUGGUGUAGCUGCCCCCAUUACUGCUGCUGUCGUCUUGCUUAGCCACCUCUCCUGUCCCCUCUCUCUUUCCCACUGCCGUCCAUGGUGAGGAGGAGGGAGGUGCAGUUCCCAAUCCCUACCCCCCAGGUCUGUGUUACUUGGUUUUUAAACAACUGGUUGGGAUAAAACCCUAAAGAAAUAAAACUUCCAGUGGA